This is a messenger RNA of Agrilus planipennis (emerald ash borer), 1836 nucleotides long. RefSeq names its product heterogeneous nuclear ribonucleoprotein A1, A2/B1 homolog. Gene Ontology annotation, molecular function: RNA binding. The transcript has 5 exons. Bases 148 to 1617 code for a protein of 489 amino acids. NCBI's taxonomy places the organism in Eukaryota, Metazoa, Arthropoda, Insecta, Coleoptera, Buprestidae. The record is from RefSeq and is a predicted model, not a curated record.
ACGGAAGUUCGCCAUUAUAAUCGCCAUUUUUUCCUGCUACGCGUACAAGAGUAGAAGUAACAAAGUGUUGUGUAGUUUAUGCCCACAGUUAAUUCAUAGCCGUGAAAUUAUUCGCUAUUUAAUCAUAUAAAGAAACGGUGAUACGCCAUGAAACAAGAAAGGAAAGAUGUAAGAACAAGUGAACCUGAACACUUGCGAAAGCUUUUUAUUGGAGGGUUAGAUUAUCGUACCACAGAUGACUCCCUUAAGAAACAUUUUGAGCAAUGGGGAGAAAUCGUGGACGUGGUUGUUAUGAAAGAUCCAAAAACUAAGCGGUCUCGAGGAUUUGGUUUCAUUACGUACUCAAGAGCUUAUAUGGUUGAUGAUGCUCAAAACGCACGUCCCCAUAAAGUCGAUGGAAGAGUUGUUGAACCUAAACGAGCAGUUCCAAGACAAGAUAUCGGUCGGCCAGAAGCCGGAGCUACUGUUAAAAAACUCUUUAUUGGAGGUUUAAAAGAGGAUAUUGAAGAAGAUGACUUACGGAACUACUUUGGAGACUUUGGAAAUAUUUUAUCAUGUGUAAGAACAAGUGAACCUGAACACUUGCGAAAGCUUUUUAUUGGAGGGUUAGAUUAUCGUACCACAGAUGACUCCCUUAAGAAACAUUUUGAGCAAUGGGGAGAAAUCGUGGACGUGGUUGUUAUGAAAGAUCCAAAAACUAAGCGGUCUCGAGGAUUUGGUUUCAUUACGUACUCAAGAGCUUAUAUGGUUGAUGAUGCUCAAAACGCACGUCCCCAUAAAGUCGAUGGAAGAGUUGUUGAACCUAAACGAGCAGUUCCAAGACAAGAUAUCGGUCGGCCAGAAGCCGGAGCUACUGUUAAAAAACUCUUUAUUGGAGGUUUAAAAGAGGAUAUUGAAGAAGAUGACUUACGGAACUACUUUGGAGACUUUGGAAAUAUUUUAUCAUGUGUAAUUGUCACUGAUAAAGAAACUGGAAAAAAGAGAGGAUUUGGUUUUAUUGAAUUUGACGACUACGAUCCAGUAGAUAAAGUUUGUUUGCAAAGAAGUCAUCAAGUUAAAGGAAAGCACAUAGAUGUGAAGAAAGCCCUUAGUAAAGCUGAGAUGGAAAGAGCACAGUCAAAUGCCCCACAAAGUCAAAUGGGUGGUGGUAGUCGCGGCGGCGGCGGCGGUGGUGGUGGUGGCGGUGGCCCACGUGGUGGUGGAGACCGUGGAGGUUAUAAUAGUGGCCCACCUGGAGGUAACUGGGGAGGACCACGUGGGGGUGAUUGGAAUACUCCACCUUCUAACCAGGGUUAUAAUAGUGGAGGUGGUGGCGGUGGUGGUAACUGGGGAGGUCCCAGCAGUAACGUGGGACCAUGGGAUAAUCAAGGAGGCGGAAAUUGGGGUGGUAAUCCCUCUGGAGGUCCCCCUUUCGGCGGGAGUGGGGGUGGAAAUAAUUGGGGACCGCCCAAUGACAAUUUUGGCGGCAACUAUCAACAAAAUUAUGGAGGCAGCGCAAUGAGAAAUAACUUCCAAGCUAACAGACAAACUCCAUAUGCUGCUGGAGGUAAUAUGGGCGGCGGGUAUGGGGGUGGUUACGGAGGUGGCCAGAAUGGCAUGGGGCCAAGGCGCUUCUAAAACGUAAGUGCAACACACGACAUGGCCAUUUCAGAGACAGUUCUGUUAAUGCAUAUUCAUUUGACUAAUUUAGGGUUAGUAUAGGAUUACAUUUAUUUAUUUGACUAGUGUCAGGUAAUGGAUGAUAGUUUUUGUGAAUUUAUCUUGACGUGUUUAGGUCAGGGAAUUGAAACUCAAAAGAAAGAAAUUAUAAUGAUAAUAAACGUCACUUAAUUAUGA